CGGGCCGGGCCGGAAGGACGAGAGCGAGAUGGAGGCGGAGCGGCAGCAGCAGCAGCUCCGCAGCCUGCGCGACUUCCUGCUGGUCUACAACCGCAUGACGGAGGCGUGCUUCCAGCGCUGCGUCUCCAACCUCAACUACCGGGCGCUCGCCAGGGACGAGGAGUCGUGCCUGGACAACUGCGCGAGCAAGCUGGUGCGCUCCAACCACCGCCUGAUGGCCGCCUACGUCCAGCUCAUGCCGUCCAUCGUCCAGCGCAGGAUAUCUGACUACGAGGCGGCAGCGGCGGCGGCGAGCAGCCCAGGCGCGGAGGCGCCUGCCCUCCCGGGGCCCGGCUUCGUCAGCACCUCCUGAGCAGUCGUGCAAGCGGCUGCCCUAGUGGCUCUCCGGGAGGACUGCGCUCCCCCAGGCAGGGGUGGUCCAGGUCCCGCAAGGCCCUCUGCCCACCGACAUGGGGCGGAGGUAGCCCAGCUGGCCCCCUUUCCCGGAGUGGCACAUGCCCAGCGGGCCGUUUCCUGCUGCAGCAGCCUCUCGCCUGGCUGACGCGUGCAGGCAGCUUGGAGGCUGUGCGUGGGAACCAUACCACUCUUGGCGAAUCCGGACACCAGAGCUAUCCUGGCGUUCUCUUCUGGUUGCCUUUUCGUUUUGCGGGGCUUUGCUGGCCAGCACACUUGCCUGGAAGUUGGUGCCACUGCUGCACUUCAUCUGGUCCCAGCGUUGCUUGUUGUCAGGAAGACAGAGGCCACGGAAUGGUGUAGAAGUGAGGACAACUGUCGUUUGCUCCUUGCCAUUAAACUCAUCUGUUAGCCACAA
Messenger RNA from Varanus komodoensis (Komodo dragon), 811 nucleotides. It is a transcript of the gene TIMM10B, whose product is annotated as translocase of inner mitochondrial membrane 10B. The transcript has 3 exons. Bases 29 to 352 code for a protein of 107 amino acids. Lineage: Eukaryota; Metazoa; Chordata; Lepidosauria; Squamata; Varanidae. The record is from RefSeq and is a predicted model, not a curated record. Gene Ontology annotation, cellular component: mitochondrial intermembrane space chaperone complex.